Molecule: messenger RNA, 459 nt
Organism: Acanthosepion pharaonis
Lineage: Eukaryota; Metazoa; Mollusca; Cephalopoda; Sepiida; Sepiidae
Source: the annotation of a GenBank genome assembly
AUGCUUACGACGACCAAUAUUUACCUCCAAUAUUUACCCCUCUCCAAUAUUUGCCUCUCUCCAAUAUUUACCCCUCCAAUAUUUACCUCUAUCCGAUAUUUGCCUCUCUCCAAUAUUUACCUCUCUCUAAUAUUUACCUCUCUCCGAUACUUGCCUCGCACCAAUAUUUACCUCUCUCCGAUAUUUGCCUCUCUCCGAUAUUUGCCUCUCACCAAUAUUUACCUCUCUGAUAUUUGCCUCUCUCCAAUAUUUGCCUCUCUCCACUAUUUGCCUCUCUCCGAUAUUUACCUCUCUUCGAUAUUUACCUCUCUCCAAUAUUUACCUCUCCCCGAUUUUUACCUCUCUCCAAUAUUUGCCUCAUUCCGAUAUUUGACUCUGUCCAAACCAAGUAAAAAUGCAUCUCUGUUUCUUACCCUUGUUGACAACCAUACAUUCCAUCUUCUUAAAAUUGAUGGUUAG